This is a messenger RNA of Strongylocentrotus purpuratus (purple sea urchin), 3957 nucleotides long. RefSeq lists its product as uncharacterized. The transcript has a single exon. The record is from RefSeq and is a predicted model, not a curated record. Gene Ontology annotation, molecular function: zinc ion binding; nucleic acid binding. Lineage: Eukaryota; Metazoa; Echinodermata; Echinoidea; Camarodonta; Strongylocentrotidae. The coding region runs from base 1 to 3957 and encodes 1318 amino acids.
AUGUCUUCUUCUAGACAACCAUCAAUUCGGUUGGCGCACUCAACACAAUCACGACUCUCGAGGACAUCUUCCAGAUCGUCACGACGAGUUGCAGUCGCAGCAGAAGCCGCUGCAUUACAAGAAGAGCUUACAGCCCAGAAGCUUCAAAAUGAACGGGAAAAGGAGCUCGAAAGAAUGGAACUUGAGGAAGAAAUGAGGAGGAAGCAAGUAGUUUUCAAAAUGUCCGAGCUGAAAAGACAACUAGAAGAGGAAAGACUACAAGGCAAGCUCAAGGCACAAGAAGCAAUUAUGAGAGUCUACGAUGAAGAAGAUGGAACCAGCACAGUCUCUUCUUCAUCCUCGCGUGGAGGUAAAACUGUUGUCAAAAAGAUCGAAGAUCAGCCAAAUCCAACUGAUGUGAUCCCAAGGGCAUCUCCCAAGUUAGAAAGCAAAUUGAUUGAUGAACCAGCCUCCAUCGUGUCACAGCAAGCGCAAGUAGUGCUUGAUCCCCAAGCUCCGAUGUUCCAGCCAAGAUCACCAGUUUUAGAUCUCGCUGAUGCCUUGGCUCAGAGUCGUCUACCCGUUCCGGAGCCGCCAAUAUUCACUGGAGACCCACUCCAAUAUCCAGAUUGGGUGUCGGCUUUCACUACUCUGGUAGAGCGAAGAGGCAUCCCUCCUGGUGAAAAAAUUCACUACCUUCGAAGGUAUCUUGGUGGUCCAGCAAAGGAGGCAGUCAGUGGCUACUUUCUCCUGAGGUCAGAAAAUGCAUUUGAGCAAGCAAAGAGCACCCUUCAAAAGAGGUUUGGCAAUCCAUUUGCUAUUGCUGAAGCCUUUCGGACAAAGUUGGAUGUGUGGCCCAAGAUAACCAGCAAGGAUCACAAUGGGCUGCAGCGGUUUGCAGACUUCCUUCAACAGUGUCUGGUAGCCAAGGCUGAGAUUGUCGAUCUCAACAUUCUGGAUGAUAUACGAGAGAUCAACCGAAUGGUUGCUCGACUACCAGAUCAUAUCGUCCAUAGAUGGAAUCGCUCGGUGGCACAGACAAAAAGGGAGCGACUUUGUUAUCCUAGGUUUGCUGACUUCGUUUCUUUCAUUGGGAACGAAGCAGACAUUGCUAAUGAUCCUCUGCUCACUGUGGAUGUUGGCAAGACUAGAGAGAGAAAACAGGAAACCGCAGUCUCAAAACGGGUAACCCUCUCUACGUCUGGCUCAACUUCACAGAAGCAAUGUCUGUUGUGCAAGAGACAAAAUCAUUCCCUGAAUGACUGUCGGGAAUUCCUUCGGAAAGACAUGUCCCAGAGAAAGGAUUUCAUCAAAAAUGAAAGACUUUGCUAUGGCUGUCUUGAAAAAGGCCAUAUGUUUAAAUAUUGCCAAAGCAGACUGGUCUGCAAGAAGUGCAGUAAAAGGCAUCCAAGCUGCCUUCAUGAGGACCAAAGAGAUUCGAACAAGGCCAACUUGGCAUCAAGCCAACCGAAGGAAGCUCAAACCGCAUCGACCUCAAAUCCUCAAGCUGUAACGCACAAAGUACAAGGCGAUGAACGUAGUGACCUUACAUCAAUGAUUGUGCCUGUGUACCUUUCUAGUACAGAGAGGCCUGACAAGGAGGUUCUAGUGUAUGCACUACUAGACUCCAUGUCAAACACCACCUUCCUUUCCGAAGAUGUCGGCCAAGACCUGGAUGUACAAUCCCAGCCUGCCACAUUGUCGUUGACAACUUUGACAGAUGAGAUAUCGAUCUCAACCUUCAAGUAUGACAAUCUUCGUGUCAGAGGUUUUUAUUCGUUGGAGAAAAUUUGUCUACCCUCCACAUUUACUAGGCAGUCUAUCCCUCUGGACGACAGUCAUAUCCCGACUCCAGAAACUGCCUCCAAGUGGCCUCAUCUCGUGUGUGUGCAGGAUAUGAUAGCGCCAAAACAAGACUGUCCUGUCGGUCUUCUGAUUGGCUACAAUUGUGCACAGGCCCUUGCUCCUCUGACGUCAGUCCGAGGCCAAAAUGGUGAGCCGUAUGCUGUCCAAACAGACCUUGGUUGGAGUAUUGUUGGAGGUCAGUCUGACUUGUCCAACAGCUUCGAUUCGUUUGGCCACACAUACAGGACAGUCAGCAUGAAGGUAGAGGCCCCGAUCGAUAUCAAGAAGGUGACAUUCGCUUACCAGUCUCCCUUAAAGGAAGCGACUGCAUCGGAUUUCCUUCAGCUCAUGGAAAGGGACUUCCAAGAAGCUGAACAAGCUGAUGCAAUGUCACAAAAUGACAAAAAAUUCAUUCAAGUUGUCACCGAAGGUUUACGCCAGAGAGAGGAUGGGUUCUAUGAGAUGCCUCUUCCAUUCAAGAAAGGACCGCCAUCUCUUCCGAACAAUCGACAGGCUGCUUUGGGUCGAUUAGCAGGUCUCAAGAAACAGUUCCUGAAGAAACCUGAAUAUCACAGUCACUACAAGGUAUUCAUGAAGGAGAUCUUGGCACGCGGUGAUGCAGAGAUGGUCGGUGAUAGUAGUGACAAAGGCUUGUGGUAUAUUCCUCACCAUGGGGUAUAUCACCCUAAGAAGCCUGGCAAGGUCAGGGUUGUAUUCGAUUGUAGCGCCAGGUAUCUUGGGACAAGCCUCAAUGACCAUCUCCUGCAAGGCCCUGACUUGAUUAAUCCUCUCAUCGGUGUCCUGUUGAGAUUUCGCCAAGGUCCUGUGGCAUUCAUGUGCGAUGUGGAGAAGAUGUACCACCAGUUUAAGGUUGCAGAUCCACAUCAAAACUAUCUGCGUUUCUUGUGGUGGGAGGAUGGGGAUCUCUCCAAGACCCCAGUAGAUCAUAGGAUGAAGGUCCACCUCUUUGGGGCAACCUCAUCUCCGGGCUGUGCCAACUUUGGCUUAAAACAGAUUGCGGAGGACCACAAGAAACUCGGUGACCGUGCAGCCAACUUCCUCAAGAGGAACUUUUAUGUCGAUGAUGGCCUAAAAAGCAUGUCUUCUGAACAGGAAGCAGCUGUGCUAAUCAAGGACGCAACUCAAAUGUGUGCUAAAGGCAAUCUACGUCUGCACAAAUUUGUGUGCAAUAGCAAGGACGUAACCAGCACCAUUCCAAAAUCGGAACGUGCCACUGUCACGAAUGCAAGUGUUCAGCUAGGUGAACAAACCUCACCAAUCGAAAGAGCUCUUGGGCUUCAGUGGUGCGUCAGUUCUGAUGAGUUCUGCUUCCGACUUACUCUGAAGGAUCAACCCCUCACUCGACGAGGUAUUCUAGCUACAGUUGCGUCUGUAUAUGAUCCCCUUGGUCUCAUUGCACCAGUUGUCCUUGCUGGCAGAAUGAUUCUGCAGGAAAUGUGCAAACAAAAGAUGGAUUGGGAUCAUCCCGUUCCUGACUAUCUUCGGACAAGAUGGGAAAUAUGGAGACAGGAGAUCCUGAAGCUAGAAACUGCAAAGAUUCCUCGCUGCUUCCAGCCCAAAGAUUUCGGAGAGGCUGAGGAAGUGGAAUUGCACCACUUCUCAGAUGCCUCAUUAUCUGGAUAUGGACAAUGUUCAUAUGUCAGAUUACGAAAUCAAAGGGGACAAGUCCACUGCUCUCUUGCCAUGGCAAAGGCGAGAGUAGCACCGCUCAAGCAGUCUACCGUCCCCAGACUGGAGCUUCAGGCAGCAACCUUAUCUGCCAAGGUUGCAAAAAUACUGAAUAAGGAGCUAGACUACAGCUCAGUCAAGAAUAUCUUCUGGACCGACUCCAAGGUUGUUCUGGGUUACCUGUACAACCAGUCUAAGCGCUUCCACAUGUUCGUUGCGAACAGAGUGGAUUGUAUUCUGAGAACCACAAGUUGUAGUCAGUGGAAUUAUGUUACUAGCGGUGAUAAUCCAGCUGACUACGCAUCACGUGGACUGACAACAGAGGAACUUCUUUCGUCAAACUGGUUAGGAGGACCAGACUUCCUUUGGGAAAGUGAAGUUGCUAAGCAAGAUGUCACACUAGAGGUUUCUCCUGACGACGUUGAUCGACAGUACAUACAGUAA